GUGCUGGAGCAGCUCCCUCCUGGGGCACUGGGCACUGCGCUGGUAGCCAAACUGAAAACAGACAAGGGUGCCCAGAAGAAAUACCUAAUAAAACAGGUUGAAUGCAUUGAACAAAACCAAGCAGAUGAAGCCUUGAAGGAGGCAAUGGAUUUGCUAAAACUUUGUCAUUCAAACAUCUGUGCUUACAAGGAAUUUUUUGUGACUUGGGAUAAUGAGAUAUCAUCUCUGUUCCUCUGUCUGGUAAUGCAUCAUUCAGGCCAAGGAGAUCUUUCAGCUCUAAUCAAGGAGAAAAGGCAGAAGUCAGAAAAGAUCACAGACAUGGUGGUUCAGAAGUUCCUGGGACAGAUGGUGGAUGCUUUGUUUUAUAUACACAGCCUAAAUAUUUUCCACAGAAAUCUCAAGCCAUCAAACAUUCUUGUGACUGGGGAAGCAUCCUUCAUGCUUAGUGACUUCAGUACAGGAACACUCAUGGCAGAUGAGAUGAAAUGGAAAAUAAGAGUGGAAGAAAGCAGCAAGUCUUGGAUGGCUCCAGAAGCACUUGGAUUUUCCUUUACUGACAAGUCUGACAUUUGGUCCCUGGGCUGUGUUCUGCUGGAGAUGAUGAGCUGCUUGGUUCUCAGUGCAGAAGAGAUAACUUUGUUACUGCAGAACAUCAGAAGGGACAGCACUCCCCUUGAGGGAGUCCUGACACUGCUGGGAGAUGGAGAGAGCAACUCUCUGCCUUUGAUUCCAGUUCUGUUCAUGAUGCUACAGAUUCAGCCCAGCAUGAGACCCACAGCAAAGGAUCUGGCUGAUGUUCCAUUCAUUAGGGAAUGCCUGACUUUUGUUGGUGCCUCUUCAGUAAACCUGAAGAAGUCUUUGCCUCCCCAAAUAACAGAUGAUCUCCUUGAGGGAGGAAUUGAGCAAGUUCUAGAUUUCAUGCAGGCUGCCUGGGAUGUUGAACAAGUGCAAGCUAAAGCCAUUCAGCACCUUGCCAGCUUUGUGAGGGACAAAAGUGCCUUCCCCUACCUGCGAAAAUUCACAGAAGUGAUCACUUUUGCCAUGAAGACUCACAUAGAUUCUCUCACGUUGCAAGUAGAUGGCUGCACUUUAUUGCUUGAAAUUCUUAGUCAAGCUCUGGAACAGGACGUGGUGAUGGCCCUGGAUGAGAGUGUGACCAGCUGCCUGUUAGACACAGUGAGAAAACACUCUGAAAAGGAAGAGCUGCUUUCAUUGCUCUGCACACUAUUGAUGAUGAUUUCAGCUAGUGAGGUAGCUGCAGAGAAUCUAAAGAAAGUUGGAAUAAUUCCAGAGCUUCUGUCAAUUCUAAGAAGUUUUCUUCAUAAUGACAAGAUCUGCCUCUCUUGCUGUGGAGUUCUCUGGAGCUUGGCUGUGAGUGGUGACUCAGAGAAUAAUGCAGACCAAGCACUGCUGGGAAGUGCUGUCCCUGUCACCUCUGCAGUCCUUCAGGAACACCUCCAGAACGGAGCAGUUACAGAGUCUGCCUGCUCAGCUCUGUGGGCACUGUCACUCCAAGGUUGUUUCACUGACACUGACUAUGAGCCCACAACAACACUCCUGCUGGAUGCACUCAGGAUGAACCCAGAAAGGGCAGUGCUGGUGAAGAAUGGCUGCCUGGCCUUAGCCAGUCUUCUGAGGCUGUCUGAACUAGCAGCUUUGGCAUUCAUAGUGGAUGCAAAGGGCAGUGGAAUAACCCUGAUCAAAGCUGCUUACCACAUUCACUUUGAUGAUGCAGGAGUGGUGGAAGCUCUGUGUCUGCUGAUGAAUGAGAUGGCUCAGUAUGAUGAGGUUGUGCUGGAUAUGCUGUCCCAGAAAAUGGAAGAACUGCUGUCUGAAAUAAAGCUCCAGUUUUCAUCUAACAAGGAGAUAAUAACCCUUGUGGAUGCAACACUUCUGAAACUGCAGAAGUAA
Messenger RNA from Acanthisitta chloris (rifleman), 1911 nucleotides. RefSeq names its product serine/threonine kinase-like domain containing 1 (gene STKLD1). NCBI's taxonomy places the organism in Eukaryota, Metazoa, Chordata, Aves, Passeriformes, Acanthisittidae. The record is from RefSeq and is a predicted model, not a curated record. The transcript is spliced from 18 exons. The annotation marks the transcript as partial. Gene Ontology annotation, biological process: protein phosphorylation. Gene Ontology annotation, molecular function: protein serine/threonine kinase activity; ATP binding.